This is a messenger RNA of Neltuma alba, 798 nucleotides long. Its product is annotated as 50S ribosomal protein L29, chloroplastic-like. The record is from RefSeq and is a predicted model, not a curated record. Lineage: Eukaryota; Viridiplantae; Streptophyta; Magnoliopsida; Fabales; Fabaceae. Gene Ontology annotation, biological process: translation. The transcript has 2 exons. Gene Ontology annotation, cellular component: chloroplast; ribosome. Gene Ontology annotation, molecular function: structural constituent of ribosome. The coding region runs from base 85 to 585 and encodes 166 amino acids.
GGUGGUCUGAGACUGGUCUUAUCCGCAUCCCCUGCGCUUUGCUAACGUAGAGCAGGAACAGCGAGGAGAUAGGAGGGAGAGAAAAUGUUGAAUUCUUUAGGUUCACCCACAACUAUAUGCUGCCUUCCAAAAGCAUGUUCUGGAAUUCCGAAAUCUUCCUUCAAUGGCAUUCAACUUCGCGGCAUCCGCUCAAUUCAACCAUGUCUUCAGAUGAAAUCGUAUCGACAUCCUUCUUCUACAGUAGUAAUGAUGGCAAAGAGAGAGGAGGAAUUGAAGGAAAUUAGAGCUAAAACCGCUGAAGAAAUCAACGAAGAGGUUACUGAUCUUAAGGGCGAGCUUCUCAUGCUUCGGCUCCAGAAAUCUGCUCGGAACGAGUUCAAGUCCAGCGAGUUCCGUCGGAUGCGCAAGAGGAUUGCUCGCAUGCUUACUGUGAAGCGGGAAAGGGAGAUUGAGAAGGGAAUCGGCAAGAGGUUAUCUAGGAAACUUGAUCGGAAAUGGAAGAAAAGUAUUGUCCCCAGGCCACCUCCCUCUUUAAAGAAACUGCAGGAGGAAGAAGCAGCUGAAGAAGCUGAAAAAUCUGCAUGAGCCAACACAUUAGUAUUUUAAUUACUUCCAGCGUUGUAGUUUUGUGUAUUAAAAUUAUUGCUCAAUUAUCAUUAUUUCUUUUGGUGGAUACUGCUAAGUAGUAUAUAGUAUCUUGUUGGUAGUCUGAUAUGUGUUCCUUCCGUACAUGAGGUUCGUUUCCCCAGAUUUGGGUAACAAAUAUUAUAACCCGAGGGCCAAAUUGCAUUUGAGAUU